UCUUGCUGCUCUUCCCCCAGAUCUUUGCAACCCUGGUCCUUGACAUGGCACCUGGGAAGCCUGGCAAGAGCACGGGGACCUCGGAGGACCCUUCGGUUACACUUUUCCGGGAGUACCUGAGGAUUGACACGGUCCACCCGAAACCUGACUAUGAUGCAGCCAUCCAGUUUCUGGAGCACACUGGCACUGAACUGGGCUUGGCCUGCCAGAAAGUGGAGGUGUGCCAGGGCCGUGUGGUGCUGAUCCUGACCUGGCAGGGCACGAACCCUCGCCUGCGCUCCAUCCUGCUCAACUCCCACACUGACGUCGUGCCUGUCUUCGAGGAGCACUGGACCUACCCACCCUUUGAGGCUGUUAAGGACUCACAAGGCAACAUCUAUGCUCGGGGUGCCCAGGACAUGAAAUGUGUCUCCAUCCAGUACCUCGAGGCUGUCCGGAGGCUGAAAACAGAGGGAAAGUGUUUUGCUCGCACCAUCCACCUCACUUUUGUGCCUGAUGAGGAAGUGGGCGGACACAAGGGCAUGGAGAUGUUCGUGCAGCGCCCCGAGUUCAAAGCUCUCAACGUGGGCUUUGCCCUGGACGAGGGCCUGGCCAGCCCAUCUGACACUUUCAGUGUCUUCUAUGGCGAGAGAAGCCCAUGGUGGAUCAAGGUGAAGUGCGUGGGCAGCCCUGGGCAUGGGUCCCGCUUCAUCAGCAACACGGCGGCUGAGAAGAUGCAUAAAGUCAUCAACUCCUUCCUGGCCUUCAGGGAGAGCGAGAAGGAGAGGCUCAAGUCCGAUUCAAGCCUGACCCUAGGGGACGUCACCUCCCUCAACCUGACCAUGCUGGAGGGAGGUGUCUCCUUCAAUGUGGUGCCCUCUGAGAUGGCGGCUGGCUUUGACAUCCGCAUCCCACCCACUGUGGACCUGAAGGCCUUUGAGAAGCAGGUGGCCACGUGGUGUCAGGAUGCUGGCGACGGUGUCACCUAUGAGUUUCACCAGAAAUGCAUGGACCAACACGUCACCUCCACCGAGGAGUCAGACCCAUGGUGGAAAGCCUUCAGUGGGGUCUGCAGGGACAUGAAGCUGCAGUUCAAGCUCGAGAUCUUCCCUGCUGCCACCGACAGCCGCUACAUCCGUGCGGCAGGACACCCCGCUAUCGGCUUCUCACCCAUGAACCGCACCCCGGUGCUGCUGCACGACCACAACGAGUUCCUCAACGAGCAGGUCUUCCUGCGGGGCAUCGACAUCUACGCCCGCCUCCUGUCCUCCCUGGCAUCCGUGCCCCCUCUGCCCGCCGAGUCCAGAGUGACCCAGCCAUGGGCAGGAUGGGGGAUGCUGAGCUGCGGGGGUGCCCAGCUCUUUUAA
Molecule: messenger RNA, 1346 nt
Organism: Chaetura pelagica (chimney swift)
Lineage: Eukaryota; Metazoa; Chordata; Aves; Apodiformes; Apodidae
Gene: ACY1
Product: aminoacylase 1
Exons: 14
Coding region: 45-1346 (433 amino acids)
Biological process (GO): amino acid metabolic process
Cellular component (GO): cytoplasm
Molecular function (GO): aminoacylase activity
Source: RefSeq, a predicted model, not a curated record